AUGACGACAGUAGAACCCGCGCAGAACGGAUCGGCACCAGCAGUCCCCACGACUCUGGUGUCGUCAUUGCCCUACGAGCAAGUGACGGUCGCCCCCCUGGUGCUGCUUUCGGUAGUGGACCAUUACAACCGAAUCGCCAUGAACACAAAAAAGCGGGUGGUCGGCGUGCUUCUGGGCGACAACACCGGCAACACGAUCCGAGUCACCAACUCGUACGCCAUUCCCUUUGAGGAAGACGACAAGCAGCCCGACGUGUGGUUUCUGGACCACAACUUUGUGGAGAACAUGGGCGACAUGUUCAAGAAGAUCAACGCCAAGGAAAAGCUCAUUGGAUGGUACCACUCGGGUCCCAAUCUGCGAGCCUCCGAUCUCCAGAUCAACGAGCUCUUCAAGCGAUACACCCCCAACCCCCUGCUACUUAUUGUCGACAUCCAGCCUCAGGAAGUGGGUGUCCCCACCGAUGCCUACUUUGCCAUUGAGGACAUUAAGGACGACGGCAGCGCCACCGACAGAACGUUUGUGCACGUGCCGUCGUCCAUUGAGGCCGAGGAGGCCGAGGAGAUUGGUGUGGAGCAUCUGCUGCGAGAUGUGCGAGACGCCGCGGCCGGCAACCUGUCUGUGCGAAUCACCAACCAGCUUAUGUCCCUGCAAUCGCUCCACAAACGGCUUCACGAGAUUGCAAACUACCUGCAAAAGGUGGUCGAGGGCCAGUUGCCUCUGAACCAUGUGAUUCUUGGUAAGCUGCAGGAUGUGUUCAACCUGCUGCCCAACGUUUCUGUUUCGUCUUCUGACGACUCUCUCACCGACGCUGCUAAGACCACUGACGAGCGGGCCAAGGCCUUUGCUGUCAAGUCCAACGACGAGCUCAUGAUUGUCUACCUCUCCACUCUGGUCCGAGCCAUCAUUGCCUUCCACAACCUGAUCGAGAACAAGAUCGAGAACAAGGAGAACCUCAAGGAGGAGGAGGAUAAGGAGGAGACCAAGGAGGGAGACAAGGACAAGAAGAAGGAGUGA
Yarrowia lipolytica CLIB122 is the source of this 1014-nucleotide messenger RNA. RefSeq lists its product as uncharacterized. Lineage: Eukaryota; Fungi; Ascomycota; Dipodascomycetes; Dipodascales. The record is from RefSeq and is a predicted model, not a curated record. Gene Ontology annotation, biological process: proteasome-mediated ubiquitin-dependent protein catabolic process. Gene Ontology annotation, cellular component: proteasome complex; proteasome regulatory particle. Gene Ontology annotation, molecular function: protein binding; metallopeptidase activity.